Messenger RNA from Effrenium voratum, 1773 nucleotides. The record is from the annotation of a GenBank genome assembly. Lineage: Eukaryota; Dinophyceae; Suessiales; Symbiodiniaceae.
ACCUGAGCUUGCUAUCUCACGUGCCGCUCGCUUCCAGCGAUGGAGGACACGGACGGAGCAGCGGCGCGCCAGCGCCCGUCCCGCCGUGAUCGCGAGGCCGGCAGUGCGAGCGGCCCGAGCGGUGCGAACGGCCCGAACGCGCUGCCGGUGUUCUGCCGGGCGCGGCACUUCAACCGCGCCGCCAACGUCUACAGCGUUCCAUUGUGGGACUUCACAUCGCGGUGGCUGCCUGAGGAGCUGAAGGCCUUUGACUCCCGCCGCAGUGCCCGUGCCACAAGCGGCUUCAAGCCCCAGGAUCGCACGGAGGGAAGCGAAGGCAAAGGCGAGGCCGAGCCUGAGGCGGAGGCUGAAGAGAUCAAAGAGGAGCCGGAAGGGGCAAGCGACAGCGAGGAGAGCGAAGUCGCGUGGGAAGGCCCUUUGGGCGGUGAGAGCAGGGCUUGGUCCAGAGCUGCCGCAGACGGAGCGCUGAUCCUCCUGAGAAGACUGGGGCAGGAAGGCGCUUCGUAUGCAAUGGGCGUGUCGUCUGCCCUCAUUGCUUCAGAGACGGUUGCCGAAGGUGCUGACUCUUCCAUGGACAAGCGCCUGGCGGAGAUCAUCCGCACACGGGAGCCCCACUGGGCGGUCUGCGCCCUUCGGAGCGGCCAUUUUGCAGGGGCCGUGUUCAAGGGUCAGGAGGCUGUGGUCCACAAGGCCAUCCACCGCUACACGGUGCGUGCCAAAGCUGGGGGUGCUCAGAGCGCCUGCGACAGCGGGAAGAAGGUGAAAAGCGUGGGCUCGUCUCUGCGGCGUUAUGGGGAGACACGCCUGGCCGAGGAGAUGAUCAAAGAGCUGAUGACGGACAAGUGGGCGGCCCAGCUGGCUGAGUGCGAGCUGGUCCUGGUCUCGGUGUCAAAGCGGAUGAAGUCGACGCUCCUGGGUACAGAAAAGGAGCCCUUCCUCAGCGAGACCAGCCGUGUCCGGAAGCUGCCCUUCAUGAUCGGCAAGCCCACCUUCGAGGCGGUGCAGGCGGCCUAUCUGCGUGCCGCCUCCGUGGUCUUUUGCGAGGAGAAGGUGGCAGAGGCGCUGGCUGCACGCUUCAGGCCGAAGCCCGAGAAGGAGAAGAAGAAGGAGGAGCUUCCGGCUUCCGAGGCGGUUGCGGCGGUCGAGGAGGAGGAGGAGGAGGUGGCGAAGUAUUGCGAGGAGGAGGACGACGUGUUGUUCGGUGCUUUGCACGCGGCCGCCCUGGCGGACGACGUGACGAGGAUCCUGGAGGAGCUGGAUGGCGGCGCAGACCCGCGGGCGCGGGAUAGCAAGGGCCGGGUGCCCUACUACCUCUGCACCACCCAGGCGGCGCGGGAGGCCUUCCGGCGCUGGCGGGGCGGCAACGAGGAGGCCUGGGACUGGACGGCGGCGCAGGUGCCCGAGGGCAUCACCGACGAGAGCGAGCAGAAGCGGCGGGAGAAAGAGAAGGAGAAGAGGAAGAAGCAGAAGGAGAAGCAGAAGGCGAGCAAGGCCAAGGCCAAGGAGGAAGAGGAGGACAGGCUGCGCAAGGAGGAGGAGGAGCGGCGCAUCUUGGAAGAGGCCCAGGCCAAAUGCGAGAAGUGCCGGAAGCCUUUGUCCUCCAAGCCCUUCACCCGGCUCAACUUCUUGUACUGCUCCCCCGAGUGUGUGAAUGGUCACCGGAGGGACUUGCAGGCGGAGGCGGCCUUGAAGCGAUUGGGCUGAAGGUCGCGAGAGAGACGCAGGUGAAAUGAGCCUCGAGCAGCUGGCGAAAUGAACCUGGCGAAGCCGCAA